Jaculus jaculus (lesser Egyptian jerboa) is the source of this 2407-nucleotide messenger RNA. It is a transcript of the gene Slc7a6, whose product is annotated as solute carrier family 7 member 6. Gene Ontology annotation, cellular component: membrane. Bases 307 to 1905 code for a protein of 532 amino acids. The record is from RefSeq and is a predicted model, not a curated record. Gene Ontology annotation, molecular function: L-amino acid transmembrane transporter activity. Gene Ontology annotation, biological process: amino acid transmembrane transport. NCBI's taxonomy places the organism in Eukaryota, Metazoa, Chordata, Mammalia, Rodentia, Dipodidae. The transcript is spliced from 12 exons.
GGAGCCUGAGCGGCCGGGCGCCGGCGGCGGCAGCGCGAGCGAGCAUCCUGGCAGCGCCCGGGUCGCCGGGAGAGAUUAAAUGGCCAAUAAAACAGAAGGGGAACUGGUUCUUGUAAUGAAUUCAUUCUCUUGGUACCUGACUGGUUUUUAAUGAAACUGCUUAUAGACGUGUGACUUUUGCUUAUUUUGUGACAGGCAAAUAGUCAUCAACUCAGAAGGGUGAUUUGGAAGAAUUUUGGUGACCAGAGAUUCUCAUCCCAUUGUCACAAAGGAUCUGCAGGUCUACUCUGGUGGACAAGAUAGACAAUGCCUCUCACACAGGCCUCAGUAAACACAGGUGUCAAGGAACCAUUUAUAAUGGAAGACAGGGAGCUUGGGAAUCCCCCAUCCACCUACCGCCUCCUGCCUGAGUCCAGCCAGCACCAGUUAAAAGAAGAUGUCAGCUUAUCACCUCAAGGGUCUCCAGAAACUAUGCAGCUGAAAAAGGAGAUCUCCCUGCUGAAUGGGGUCAGCCUGGUGGUGGGCAACAUGAUUGGCUCAGGGAUCUUUGUCUCGCCCAAGGGGGUGCUGAAGCACACCGCCUCCUAUGGAUUGUCACUAGUCGUGUGGACCAUCGGCGGGCUCUUCUCGGUCGUGGGUGCCCUUUGUUAUGCGGAGCUGGGGACCACCAUCACCAAAUCUGGAGCCAGCUAUGCUUAUAUUCUAGAGGCCUUUGGGGGCUUCAUUGCCUUCAUCCGCCUGUGGUCCUCACUACUAAUUGUUGAGCCUACCAGUCAGGCCAUCAUCGCCAUUACCUUCGCCAACUACAUCAUCCAGCCCUCUUUCCCCACCUGUAACCCCCCCUAUGUGGCCUGCCGUCUUCUUGCUGCUGCCUGCAUAUGUCUGCUGACAUUUGUGAACUGUGCCUAUGUCAAGUGGGGCACACGUGUACAGGACACGUUCACUUAUGCCAAGAUCCUGGCGCUCAUUGCCAUCAUUGUCAUGAGCAUUGUUAAACUGUGCCAGGGACACACUGAGAACUUUAAAGAUGCCUUUAAGGAUUCCUCCUGGGACGUGGGAAACCUCUCUCUUGCCCUCUUCUCUGCCCUCUUCUCUUACUCAGGUUGGGACACCCUUAAUUUUGUAACAGAAGAAAUCAAAAACCCAGAAAGAAAUUUGCCCUUGGCCAUUGGAAUUUCUAUGCCAAUUGUGACACUCAUCUACAUCCUGACCAACGUGGCUUAUUACACAGUACUGAGCAUUUCAGAUGUUCUUAACAGUGCCGCUGUGGCUGUGACGUUUGCUGACCAGACAUUUGGCAUGUUCAGCUGGACCAUCCCCAUUGCUGUUGCCCUGUCCUGCUUUGGAGGUCUCAAUGCAUCUAUUUUUGCUUCAUCAAGGUUGUUUUUUGUGGGCUCCCGUGAGGGCCACCUCCCGGACCUUCUGUCUAUGAUCCACAUGGAGCGCUUUACACCUGUCCCUGCUCUGUUGUUCAAUUGCACCAUGACGCUCAUCUACCUCAUUGUGGAGGAUGUUUUCAAGCUCAUCAACUAUUUCAGCUUCAGCUACUGGUUCUUCGUGGGCCUGUCUGUUGUUGGCCAGCUCUACCUUCGCUGGAAGAAACCAGAUUGGCCCCGACCUCUCAAGCUGAGCCUGUUUUUUCCCAUUGUGUUCUGCAUAUGCUCUGUGUUUCUGGUGAUUGUGCCCCUCUUCAGUGACACCAUCAAUUCCCUCAUUGGCAUUGGGAUUGCCCUUUCUGGGGUCCCAGUCUACUUCAUGGGUGUGUACCUGCCAGAGUCCCGGAGGCCACUCUUUAUUCGAAAUGCUCUGGCUACUGUCACCAGAGUCAUCCAGAAGCUUUGCUUUUGCGUCCUGACUGAGCUAGAUGUAGCUGAAGAGAAAAAGAUUGAGAGGAAAACUGACUAGAGGACAGAAGGACAUUCCCUGAAGCCUGGAAGGCUGUGGCUACAGCCUCCAAAGUCCAACUCCUAACCCUCUGAAUUAAAGGCACCCAUGGGCCACAUUCUGUAAGGGAGCUCAGGGCCAGUGCUCACUCAUUGGUAAGCUAUGGAAGGAUACUCAGGGAUCAGGCCAGCCUGAAGAUGGGGUGCUCUGUGGGGAGGGAGGUUUGAGGACAGGGGAGUGGUGUAGUUUGUUCCUGGUGGGUAGGUGUAGUCCCGACACUGACUUGGCAAGCUGCAGUGGGAAAGGAGUCCUACCUAGGUUAAUAGCUAAGGCUCGUGUUCACAGCUAUUGCAGCUUGAACCGGGAGAGACUCCACAGGGAGGCUCUAACCAAAUCCAACCACCUGAAACUUUAAGCCUGAAAUGCACCAUUUCUUCUUGUGGAUCAAAAUUCUCGCCUGGGGAGAGUAUUGUAUUCCCUUUUUUAUUUGUUGGGUGGCAUGAACAAGACAUUAUUGAACUGC